AUGACGCGAACCUCGGACUUGGAGAAGAACAGCCUCACCUACGCCGACCUAGAGUCCCCGGACCCGACCCACCACCUGCAGCACCUGACGCCGGUCGAAAACGUGCCGUACAUGGUCAAGAGUCAAUUCGCCAAGGAGAUGAUGGCCGAGUUCCUCGCCACCUUCGUCACCAUGCUCUUCGGGCUGUCCUGCAUGACGCAAGUGGUGCUGAGCAGUGAGGCCAGCGGCAACUUCGUGACCAUUGCGCUGUGCUGGGGUCUCGCCUUCUUCUUCGGCAUCACCAUCGGCGGCGGCGUCUCCGGAGCUCACUUGAACCCGGCGGUGACCACGACGCUGGCGCUGCUCAAGCUGCUGCCGUGGAAGAAGGUGCCGUUCUACAUCCUCAACCAAGUCGUCGCCGCCUACGUGGCCGCGCUCUUCGUGUACAUUUUGUACCGGCCGAUGUUCAACGAGGUGGAUCCGGACCGAACCACGACACACACCAUCUUCGCGACGUACCCGCACGAGAACGUGGGCAACUUCACGUGCUUCUUGACGGAGUUCGUGGCGACCGCUCUGCUGAUCCUGGGCAUUUUGGCGCUGCUGGACCAGCACAACCGUCCCAUUGGAAAGAAGGCCGUGCCGCCUGCCGUCGGAGCAUUGGUGAGCACAAUCGCCAUGGGGUUCGCCAUGAACACGGGGCUGGCCAUCAACCCUGCUCGGGACCUGGGUCCUCGUCUCUUCAUGCUGUGCGCUGGCUGGGGUUCGCGCGUUUUCUCUCUAAGUCAGUACUACUUCUGGAUCCCCAUUGUGGCUCCGAUCACGGGCGGCGCUGCCGGUGCGUUCGUGUACGAGGCCCUCAUCGGAUACCACCACGUGGAGAAGAACCGUGGCCCGCACCCGGAGUACCGAUUCUAA
Molecule: messenger RNA, 897 nt
Organism: Phytophthora sojae
Lineage: Eukaryota; Oomycota; Peronosporomycetes; Peronosporales; Peronosporaceae
Exons: 1
Coding region: 1-897 (298 amino acids)
Biological process (GO): glycerol transmembrane transport; water transport
Cellular component (GO): plasma membrane
Molecular function (GO): water channel activity; glycerol channel activity
Source: RefSeq, a predicted model, not a curated record